This is a messenger RNA of Aspergillus mulundensis, 1833 nucleotides long. RefSeq names its product carnitine O-acetyltransferase CAT2. NCBI's taxonomy places the organism in Eukaryota, Fungi, Ascomycota, Eurotiomycetes, Eurotiales, Aspergillaceae. The transcript is spliced from 3 exons. Gene Ontology annotation, molecular function: carnitine O-acetyltransferase activity. Gene Ontology annotation, biological process: carnitine metabolic process. The record is from RefSeq and is a predicted model, not a curated record. Gene Ontology annotation, cellular component: peroxisome; mitochondrion. Bases 1 to 1833 code for a protein of 610 amino acids.
AUGGCACCGCGGCGCAAGGCUUCUUCUGUCCCUGAGGGUUACAAGGAAGAUCACUCCAAAGGAGCGAUGCUCCGAUUCGAAGACUCGCUCCCCCGCCUACCGGUCCCAACAUUGGAAGAGACAGGUCGUCGGUACCUAAAGUCCGUUCAUGCCGUUGUAUCCGAGGCCGAGUACGAACACACCAAGAAGGCUGUCGAAGAGUUCAUUCGCCCUGGAGGCGCAGGCCAGACUCUGCAAGAACGGCUUCUUGCUCGCGCUGCGGACCCCAACACCAAGAACUGGCUCACCGAGUGGUGGAACAACGCUGCUUACCUCGGCUACCGGGACCCCGUGAUUCCAUACGUCUCUUACUUUUACUCCUACCGCGAUGACCGUGCCCGCCGGGACCCCGUUAAGCGCGCUGCUGCUAUUACUACUGCGGCGCUUGAGUUUAAGAGUCAGGUGGAUGAUGGCUCUAUCGAGCCCGAGUACCUCCGCAAGAUUCCUCAGGCUAUGGGCUCGUACCAGUACAUGUUCAACUGCUGCCGCAUUCCCGCCGACCCUGCGGAUUACCCUCAGAAGUAUGCUGCUAAGGAGAACCAGCAUAUUGUGGUUGUCCGCAAGAACCAGUUUUUCAAGGUGCCUCUGGUUAUUAACGGCCGUCCGCUCAACGUAUCGGAGCUGGAGCAGCAAUUUGAGCGCAUUUACAAGAUUGCGCAGAAGGUCCCGCCCGUUGGUGUCCUGACUGUUGCAAACCGUGACCACUGGACUGCCGCCCGCAAAAAACUCCUGGAGGCUCACCCGGCCAACGCCGAUGCCCUGCGGGAGAUUGAGUCUAGUGGGUUCCUUGUCUGUCUCGAUGAUGCGAGCCCCGUGACCCUGGAGGAGCGUGCGGAGCAAUACUGGCACGGUGACGGCCACAACCGUUGGUUUGAUAAGCCCUUGCAGUUCAUCGUCAACGAGAACGGUACCGCCGGCUUUAUGGGUGAGCACAGCAUGAUGGACGGUAGCCCGACCCACCGUCUCAACGACCACCUCAACGCCCUCAUCUUCAACAACAAGAUCGAUCUUUCUGCGAAGUCCGUUCGCUCUGACCUGCCCGACCCCCGUCCCAUCAACUUCCACCUGAACGAAGAAACCCUCGAAGCGAUUGACGCAGCGGCCAAGGAACACCGCCAGCAGAUUGCCGCACACGAACUGCGCGUCCAAGCCUACCAAGGCUAUGGCAAGGGCCUGAUUAAGAAGUUUAAGUGCAGUCCCGACGCCUACGUGCAGAUGAUCAUCCAGCUGGCCUACUUCAAGAUGUAUGGCAAGAACCGCCCAACCUACGAGUCUGCCUCGACCCGCAAGUUCGCCGAGGGUCGCACAGAGACCAUCCGCACUGUCUCCGACGACAGCGUCGCCUUCUGCAAGGCCAUCACAGAUGCAUCUGUCCCGCGCGAGGAAGCCGUCCGUCUUUUCCGCACUGCCCUCGCCGCGCACUCCAAGUACACUGCUGAAGCUAGCGAUGGCAAGGGCGUCGACCGCCACCUCUUCGGUCUGAAGAAGCUCCUCCGUGAGGGCGAGCCUCUGCCUUCCAUCUACUCGGACCCGGCCUUUGCCUACAGCGGGUCCUGGUACCUAUCUACUUCACAGCUGAGCUCAGAGUUCUUCAACGGCUACGGAUGGAGUCAGGUUAUCGAUGACGGGUUUGGAAUUGCGUAUAUGAUUAAUGAGAACAGCCUCAACUUCAACAUCGUCUGCAAGCGCAUCGGCGCUGAGCGCAUGAGCUACUACCUCAACGAGGCUGCGGGUGACAUCCGCGACAUGCUGAUGCCCGAUCUUGCUGCCGAGGCUGAGAAGGCGAAGCUGUAG